Lolium rigidum is the source of this 1458-nucleotide messenger RNA. Its product is annotated as protein PELOTA 1-like. The transcript has 15 exons. Bases 72 to 1208 code for a protein of 378 amino acids. NCBI's taxonomy places the organism in Eukaryota, Viridiplantae, Streptophyta, Magnoliopsida, Poales, Poaceae. The record is from RefSeq and is a predicted model, not a curated record. Gene Ontology annotation, biological process: nuclear-transcribed mRNA catabolic process, non-stop decay; ribosome disassembly; nuclear-transcribed mRNA catabolic process, no-go decay. Gene Ontology annotation, cellular component: cytoplasm.
GCUCGCCGCCGUCGUCCAGAGCAAAAACCGCGAGCGGAAGCCCUGCCCGUCAGACUCCGGCGGCCGCGGCCAUGAAGCUCGUCCACCGCAACCUCACCCGCAACGGGCCCGGCUCCGCCAAGCUGCUGCCGGAGGAGGAGGACGACCUGUGGCACGCGUACAACCUCAUAGCCGUCGGGGACACUCUGCAGGCCGUCACUGUCCGGAAAGUUCUGAGAGAUUCGGCUUCUGGAGGGCGUGACGCGGAGCGCGUGAAGCUCAAGUUGGAAAUUGAAGUUGAGUCUGUAGAUUAUGACAACGAGGGGAAUGUUUUACGCGUACGUGGAAAAAAUAUUACUGAGAAUGAUCAUGUGAAGAUUGGCCAGUUUCAUACUUUAGAGCUUGAGCUGAAGAGACCUUUUGUUCUGCGAAAGGAAAAUUGGGAUUGGUUAGCACUAGAUACCAUCCAACAAGCAUGUGAUCCUACUGCAAGUGCUGAUCUAGCAGUUAUUCUCAUGCAAGAAGGACUUGCCCACGUAUUCCUCAUUGGGAAAAGCAUAACAGCAACCAGAGCACGUAUUGAAACAUCGAUACCUAGGAAACAUGGACCUGCCAUUGCUGGUUACGAAUCGGCCCUCAAGAAGUUCUUUGAGCAUGUUUUGCAAGCUUUGCUGAAGCACAUUGAUUUCGAGGUGGUCAAAUGUGUUGUGAUUGCAAGCCCAGGUUUUACUAAGGAUCAGUUUCGUGAUUACAUGCAUCUUGAAGCUGCACGGCGAGACUUAAGAGUAAUAGUUGAGAACAAAUCACGCAUUAUUCUUGCACAUGCACCUUCGGGUUACAAGCAUAGCUUGAAGGACGUUUUGGACAGCUCAGGUGUGAUGCCACUGAUAAAAGAUACAAAAGCGGCACAGGAGGUCCAAGCUUUGAAGGAGUUCUUCGCUAUGCUUAGUAAUGAUUCGGACCGAGCUUGUUAUGGACCUAAGCAUGUUGAGAUUGCAAAUGACCGGCUUGCAAUCCAGACUCUUCUAAUGACAGAUACUUUGUUUCGGAACACAGACAUUCGUACCAGGAAAAAGUAUGUGAACUUGGUUGAAUCAGUCAAGAAAUUUGGUGGUACGGUGUACAUAUUUUCUUCAAUGCAUGUCUCCGGCGAUCAAUUAGCGCAGCUGACAGGAAUAGCGGCCAUACUUCGUUUUCCCCUUCCAGAAUUGGAGGACAUCGAGAUGUGAUUAGUCCAUCCCUUCUGAGGCUCUUAACAGUUCUGUUUGUAUCGACCUGUCAACUAACUGAUAUCAUGUGUAACUGCACAGGAUUGAUUUUCUAUACUGUAGUAGGUAAUAUUAGAAAAAAAAUUAUGCCCCACUUUCAAGAUAUCGUAGUUGUACAUGGUUGUUGUGCCAUUAACGAUUGGUCAUUUUGUACUUACUGAUACAGGGUAUUUCUGUGAUUGUCCUUAAUAGUGAAUGCAUGCUGAGUUAA